Ostrea edulis (European flat oyster) is the source of this 6777-nucleotide messenger RNA. Its product is annotated as nuclear hormone receptor HR96-like. The transcript is spliced from 6 exons. Gene Ontology annotation, biological process: positive regulation of transcription by RNA polymerase II; cell differentiation; negative regulation of transcription by RNA polymerase II. Bases 2362 to 3747 code for a protein of 461 amino acids. NCBI's taxonomy places the organism in Eukaryota, Metazoa, Mollusca, Bivalvia, Ostreida, Ostreidae. The record is from RefSeq and is a predicted model, not a curated record. Gene Ontology annotation, molecular function: zinc ion binding; RNA polymerase II cis-regulatory region sequence-specific DNA binding; nuclear receptor activity.
UUUUUCUGCACCAGAUGCAAAAUAUGAGACCAGGAUUAUUGUAUUCAAAAUCAGGACCAGUUCUCCUGCAUGCACGCUAACAUUUUCUUUGUCGCUUUGUUUCCUCACACUUCUUAACGGCAACUUUCUCUGUAAGAACGGGUUGUUUCACGGAUUUCCUACCAGGAACCGCACAUUCUUUCUAUUUCAGUAGCCGAGCUAGUAAGGGAUCAUAAUCCCCGCCGGAAAUAUAUUACUGGCUUAGAGGGCAUGCGCGUCAAUAAUACUUCGUAUACCGAUCCUGAUUUUACUAACCACAGUUAUCGACGGACCUACUGCUUUAUUUCGAAGAUGGAAAUUUUUUUAUCGACUGAAAUUCAUAUAUCUACCCAGAUUUACCUUGCGUACACGUUUAUUUGGAAAAACUGAAGUAGUAUAAUACCGGAAAUACUAUAAACAAAACAAAAACACAAUACCGGACAUUUAUGCAAACUUUUACCGGACCGAUCCAUUUUUUACCGGAAAUGUCCGACGGUCCGACAUAUUUCGCGUACUCUGCAAAGUAGAAAUUUAAUAAUCUAGGUCAAUUAUUUAAAAGUCAUACCUGGAUACCAUAAAGGAAGUGGGAUUUUGUUGUGUCUGCAUGUGAUUUUCUGUUACAAUGUACUAAAUAAAAUUGAUCAUUAAUACACAAAAUGCACCAAUAAAAAACACUUUUGAAGGCUUUCACAUUAUGGUUAUAGUGUUUUUCUAUUGAAUUUUCAAGUAAAGUUUGUGAAUAAUGCAAAAUAAAAGAUGGUUUCAUUGGAAAAUUGUGUUGAAAAUAUGAGUUAAUUUUGAUAAUAUUUAAAAACGUUCAUAACUAGUUUUACAAAAUUCCAUAACAAAUUAUUUUGGGUAUCAUGUCUCUAUAUACUCUUUAACUUUCGGAGAUACAUUUCUGGAGAGCUAUAAUUGCCGUGACCCAGGCGUCAGUGUCACUUUUAAGGGGAAAACUUUAACCUUGUCUAUGUCUUUUGAACCAGGGGGUAUAGCUUUAAUGUUUCACACACAGAUUCCUCAAGACCAGGGCUUUGGUACCAAGACUUUUGACCUCUUAGCUUUGGACUUUGACCUACUUUUCUAAAACUUUGAACCAAGGAGGAUAGGGAUUUGAUAUUUUGGAUGCUGCAUAUGACCCGACCUUUCAUUGGUACAAAGACUUUUGAUCCAAUGACCUUGUACUUUAACCUACUUUUCAAAAACUAAGCCUUGGCUGUAUCUUUUCAACCAAGGGGGAUAGGGUACAUAGAGUCACGCUUCCUGGCAAGCUGUGUUUUUCUUCUGACAGCUUUAACAGUUUACCUGACAUGUUUUACCUUCUUCUUUGUGUUUCUCUGAUUCUGUCUCUUAAUUAAUGCACCAUUAUUUUCAAGUCGUCAAAUUUUAAGCAUUUCAGAUUUGAUAAUACACUUGGACUUUGAUAAGUAUGCUCUAUACAUCUGUACCCAAUCUAUUUUAAUUAGUAUUAUAUUUAUAUACAUAUUCACUUAUUAGUGGUAGUCGUCUCUCCUUAGACCUGAUGUUAAGCUGACUAUUGGUAUUGUAGAGAGGUAUCUCAUCUGUUUUAUCAUUUUAUAUGGCACCAGUAUAAAUUCUACUGAUUUAGUAUGGUACUGUCUGCACCGAGUACAGCCGGGCCCCAACUUUCACUUAGAAAUCACUACAAUGGCGGUUAUUAUUAUCUUGUUUUUGAAAGUUAAUAUCCCUGCAUGUAUAUUUAUAAACUGCUGAUAUUGCUUGUGAUUGACAGUGAUGGAUUAGACUUGAAUGCGGUUUUUCGUCCUUUUGAAUGUAUCAUACCAGAUGAACCUUAGGUGUUAACAUUGUAGUAUAUAUUAGCUAUGUAAACAGUUAAAUAUUACUAGAAGGGUUCUAGAUUGUUUAUGUAUUAUUUAGAUCAAGAUGCCAAAUAUUCUUAAUAGUUCCAUUGAUAGAAACUAUAACAUCAGAUGGCAUCUAGAGCACAGAUAGAGUAGCAUUAAUGGUCACAUAGAUAUAGAGAGACUCUAUAGUCCUGCCUCACAAGUGUUUUAUAAAUAUUUUGAUAUAGAACAUGAUUGGAUGAAUUAUCUAUUUUAAAUUUUUAUUUCCCUAUAAAUGAUAAACUUCAUAUAUAUAUAAAUAUCAAACAGAAUUUUGAGCAAAUUAAGAUCUAUAUAACCGGCAGUUGAAUUCCUUAAUUUACAUGAUAAAUGUAAAUGCAAACUGCAAUCCUCAAUGAAUUAGGUAUCAAAUUCCUAUAUUUAUUAUAUACAAGAAAUUGGGUAUGUUUAACUUAGUUUUUUAAUUGUUUCCCUAUAUGGGUCCAAUAAAUUUAUCACUGUAAGAAAACCUCUCCCAAUGAGGGCCAGUGUGUUCUGUGGCUUUGUAGACAAUGACAGGAAUUCUUUAAAGCUUGCAGUAGGAAGUAUAUUUCUGAGAAUUUCAGAAAACUAUGUUCAGUUUAUAAGGGGCUAUUUGGAUUGUGCAUCAUCAUGCAAUGAGUAUCUCUAUGAUGACUCGUCAGUGAAGAUGGAUCUCAGCUUUGAAGAUUCCAACAGUAACACUAUGCCAUCCAUGGCGAACCCAUAUCACAGGCCAAUGGAUCUGGGUUCAAAUGACUUGGCACACAAGGCUCGAAAGAAUAAAGAGGACAAAUAUUGUGGUGUGUGUGGGGACCGGGCUUUGGGUUACAACUUUGAUGCCAUUUCCUGCGAGUCGUGCAAGGCAUUCUUCAGGAGGAAUGCCCCAAAAGGACUGGAAUACUUCAAAUGUCCGUACGAGGAGAAAUGCAAAAUGGACGUGUCAAAUCGGCGAUUCUGUAAACGGUGUCGUCUGAGGAAGUGCUUUGAGAUCGGAAUGCGGAAAGAGUACAUCCUGACAGAGGAGGAAAAAAUUCGAAAACGGCAGCGGAUAGAAGAGAACAGGUUGACUCAGAAAGUACGAGAUGUAGAUAAGCAGAGGACACAGUCGGGGAUUGUAAGCACAUCAGAAAACAGACUGAGGGCUUUAGAACCAGAUGAGGAAUACAUGAUAAAUGAAGUAGUGGGGGCAUAUAGACAAUCGCUAGAGGUGUCCAUUGCGUCCGAACUGCCAAAAGACAAACCGCAAAUGCACAUGAAAGACUUGGUAAACAUUGCAGAACUAAGUGUUCGUCGAGUUAUAGACAUGGCCAAGAAGAUCAAAUCAUUCAAGGCAUUGUCACAAACAGAUCAGAUUAGUCUUCUGAAAGGAGGUUCGAUCGAGUUGCUGAUUCUGAGGUCGGUGAUUUCUUUUGACAAGGAGAAGAACCAAUGGCUGGAUCCACUUGACAGCGAGGAUCACAGUAUGGACAUGAAGAAUCUACAGGAGGGAGAGGGGGCCACUUUAUUUGCAGAACACAUGAAGUUCACCAAGUCACUAGCCAUCGAUCUGAAGGCUGAUGAGACCAUGCUGAUUCUCUUGCUAGUUAUAUCCCUGUUCUCACCAGAUAGACCAAAUAUAAGUGACAAAUCGUAUGUUUGUCAUGAGCAGGAGAAAUAUGCACUGUUACUUUUAAGGUACCUCGAGUCAAGGUACUCCGCAUACACUGUGCGUGCCAUUUACCCCAAACUGUUGAUGAAGCUUACAGACAUUCGUGAUCUGAAUGAGGAACACAGCCAUGUCCUCUUGAAGGUUAACCCUGAAGGAAUUCAGCCUCUGAUGAAAGAGGUUUUAGACAUGAACCUUAAGGAAGCAACUGCAGCAAACUGUGGAAGUCCAAUGUGAUUGGUGUAAUAACUAGAGAAAAGAAUUUUUAUAUGCAGUAUGUCCCAUCAGGCGCAUGUUGUGCAAGUUUGAAUGAAUGGAAACAAUGAAAAUCUGAUUUUCUGGACGUGGAUAUUUAGCGAUUGAUUGAAUGUUUGACACUGAUAUUUAGGAUGUGUAUUAAUGUUCUAGGGAGCAGUACCAUAUCUCAUGACAAUGUAAUGUCAUCAUAGGGCAGUUCUUCAGAGUUAUCUUUCUUUGUUUAUCUUGUAAUAGAGAAAUAGACAAUUGCAUUUUUUCCUUUUAAAUACAAACACGACAAAAUGACAAGGACUGCACAUCUACAUGGGGAAAAAUUGUGGUCAACUUGUGUGUUUGUCAGUGUGUGUCUGGUUUACUCUGAAUGGUAUAUAUAGUCUUGCCAGACUUGCUAGCAUUGCUUACAGUGAUAUAGUAUAUACUUGUAUGAUUUUUAUUUCUUUUUAGUUGUCAUUAUUGUAUCUAAACCACAUCUGUAUGGCCUAAAUUGAAAUAUUGUGUACUACCUACCAAUUUGGCCAAUGGGUAGGUAGGAAAAAUAUUUUGGGAUUUUUUUCCCUGUCGGUGUAAAUUAUAACAUUGAAUCAGCCAUUCACUAGUACAGUAUCCGAAUUUUCACAUAUAUAUCAUGUACUUUAUAACAAAUUUAAGCUGUGGUAUUGUUCUGCACUUAAAAAUUUUAGCAAUAAGAUGUUGGCGUUAUGGCAUUUUUAUGUCAAAAUUUGAGAGGGGGUGUAAUUUAGACCUAAUAUUGGUGAUUUUUUUGCUGUGUAUUCUGAAAAUGUAUCAGCUUUGUUUUGUACAUUUUGCAUGGUUGUUGGCACAUGAUAUAUGAUAAUUAUAUAUAAUUAAAGAGAAAUUUAUGAAAAAAAUUGUCACCAAGUGCCUGUGUGUGAAAACAGAAUAUUGUGAUAUUUGUUAAUAGGGAAGAUAGUGAAAUUUUCUUUCCAAUGUCUAUAUAUCAGUACUAUGAUUUCUCAACAAAUAUGCAUAGUCAUAUCAGCCAGAGUUUCUUGAAAUAAAUGUUUUAAUCAAGGGUAUAUAAUUUUUGUAUAAUUAUCUACAAGGAAAUAUUCUGGUCCAUCAGGAGCUAGCUCCAUGAUCAAGUUUCCUGUUGACUGGAUUUUUUGUAUUUUGUUACUUCUACUUGAUUUAUACCUGGGGAAAAUGUCUAGUACAGGUACUCUUUUUCUCAAAAACCGUGCUGAAGUAUCUUGAUUAAGUUAAUCACGUGUCUCUAUCAAUCCAUUAAUUAUUGGUUCAGGUUCUUGGUUUAUAGCCCUAGUGUGUAACACAAGUAAACUAAUCCGUUUUAAUUUCAAUUAUUAAUUGGUUUGUUGCUAAGGAGAUGCCAGAUCAGCUGAAGGGAAAUUCUGAUUGUGAAGGAAAAUGUCUCUGGCUUUCCUAUAUCACAGAAUUCAUGCUACUGUAAACUAUUCUAAGGUUUUUGAUGAGAUAUAAUUUUUAUUGAAUUUUACAAUAUAGUGGCAGAAAUGGUGCAUUCUUGUAACACUUUAACAGUAUUUUAAUUUUCCGACUUUUAUGGGGAAGAAAAGUUUUUUCUCUUUCUGUAAAAUUUGGAAAACUUGAGCUCAGAGCUCAAAGUCAGACAGAGACGGGACUGAGUCCUCCCUAUACAGAUGGCUUCAUUACAUGAGAAUUCAGUUAUAACCAGAUAGAGGUAUAUGUCUAUCCAUACCGGUGAUCAUAAGUGUGACACAGACAUUACCCUCAGUAACUCAGCAAAGUUCCAUUUUUAUAUGCAAUCAAGUUCCUUAUUAAAGGUUGCCAUAACUUGUUAGAGUAUCGUAUAAUGUCAUAAUAAAGUGAAGAUUUUCGCAGUCAACUACAGUGAAAAAAAGCGAUUUAAUUGUCAUUUGAAACAGUACUUGUGUGUGUUGUUUAGGUAUAUUUUGAAUGGGAAAUCGUGAAAGAAACCACACCAUAGAAUUAUCUUCUUUUUUUCAAAUCUUUAUUUUUCUGGAUUCUAGAGAAUUAUCAGAUGCAGCAUCCAUUUCUCUGUUAACUUUACAGUAAUAUGAUUGUUAAUGAAAAUUAUCAUUAUCAGAUGUUUUCUUCUUUAUGCAAAUUUUCUUUGAAAAAGUAAAAAUAGUAUACUGAGAGUAAGAAAAUAGAAAACUCUGGUGCAAGUUUAAACAUCGUAAUGUACCGUGUUACUUGUAUAAUGAAACUUUUAUGACAAGGUACAUUGUAGUAUUUCCUGUAUUGCAAUAAAUUUGCUUUGAUUUUUUUUUCUUUGGUGAAAUUAAAAAUUGUUAAUCACAUAAACUGUGUGAUAAUUUUUUUUGUCAGACUUUUGUGUACAGCCACAUAGAGCAACAGUCAUUUUGGGAGACAUUGUUUAUUGAGUAAACUUAGUAUGUCUAUAAUAUUGUUUUAAAAUUUAAGUUUGCAUUGGGUUUUUUUGUUUUUAGUAGAAUAUCUUCUGUUUAUCUGACAACAGAUACAAAGUUAUGUGGGUGUUUUUUUUCAUUCUACCUGAUCAAUGGGUGUGGUUUGCUAAUUAUUCCUGAUCAUACAAUUUUGUAAUGCUGUCUAAAUACUAAUACCUGUUUUUAUGUUAUAAGUACCACUGUACCCGUUACAGAUGAAUGUUAUAAUUUUGGUAGUUUUUAUUGGGUGAUGUUCUGUACUCUUACUAAUGAAAACAAAAAAACAGAAUCGUUAGAUUUACAUACAAAUGAUACUACUGGUUUUGAAAGAAGAAAAUCAGAUUAAUUACAAGGCAUUUGUUAAUUUGCAAAUUGAUAAUUUGCGUGAUUUUGUAUGAUUAGUGCUGUUGGAGAAAUGUGCUGUCGUUCAUUUGGUUAUAGAGAACGGACACAGGCCUGCAGCAGUAGUCGCCGUGGACAGAAUUUUUACUAUUUUUGCUAUGUAUGUUACAGCCGUUUUGUGUAUUACUUGGUUAUGUACAUUAUGAUAAAUAAAUCGUGUACAUUAUGAUAAAUAAAUCGUGUACAUUAUGAUAAAUAAAUCAUAUAUUGUACUGUU